UCAGGCUUCGGCAUGGGACAGUGAGGACGAAAAUGAACCUUGCUGCUCCAAAAGCCUAAGACCUGACUAUAAAAUACAGGCUUCGGCAUGGGACAGUGAGGACGAAAAUGAACCUUGGUACUCCAAAAGCCUAAGACCUGACUAUAAAAUACAGGCUUCGGCCUGGGACAGUGAAGAUUCAGGGUCUGAGGAGGAGAUAUUAAAAGAGUACCAAAAGUACUGGCUGGAUACCUCAAGUGAAGACGAGAAUGAACCUUACUGCUCCAAAAGCCUAAGACCUUACUAUAAAAUACAGGCUUCGGCCUGGGACAGUGAAGAUUCAGGGUCUGAGGAGGAGAUAUUAAAAGAGUACCAAAAGUACUGGCUGGAUACCUCAAGUGAAGACGAGAAUGAACCUUACUGCUCCAAAAACCUAAGACCUGACAAUAAAAAACAGGCUUUGGGAUGGAACAGUGAGGAUUCAGAGUCUGAGGAGGGAAAGGUGAAAGACAAGGGGAAGCGCCCGCUCAACCCGAGAUAUUAUCACCCGAAAAAACGCAGACCGGCCACUGAGGAGGAGGACCCUAAAAAGGAAGAAGGGGAGGAUGAACCUCAAUGUUUGGGAGAAACAAACAACAUCCAGAAGCUUGAAGAAGUUCUGGAGGAGGAGGAGGUCCAGCACAGUGAGCCUAAACGCAAAAAAGGAUUCUUCCGGACUCUACUACGGAAACUUAAAAAGAAAAAACAUCCUAAAGUUCCAGAAGAAGAGCAGAGUUCACCGUCAAUUCUGAAGAACAAGGAGACUUUGGAGAAACAAAGUAUUGAUCUUGAUGAAUACUUUUCCCAACGUAACCUUUGUUCCAAAGAAAUACAGACAGAGGAACAACUGGAUGUAUCCCACAUGAGGGCAAAGGUCGAACUGGCUGAGGCAAUGCUCCAUUUAAAGCAAGAACAGGUCGAAGUUGCGAAGUUACGAAACGAUGUCUUGGUCCUGCAAAAAGACUUGGAGAUCCUAUCGGCAAACUUCAGAUUUGAGGCUGCUGCAGUGGAGAGAAAAAGGAUAUUGUUAGAAAUCGAGAGGAAGGAAAUCCUCGAUUUAAGGAGAAGUUAUGAAAGGGACAAGGCAGAACUCGAAAGUAGAAAAGCUGCCCUCCAGGAGGUGCAAGACAUAAUGGCGCAAAGGGACGCCACAUGCACAACCUCUUUGGA
Molecule: messenger RNA, 1188 nt
Organism: Oryzias melastigma (Indian medaka)
Lineage: Eukaryota; Metazoa; Chordata; Actinopteri; Beloniformes; Adrianichthyidae
Source: RefSeq, a predicted model, not a curated record